CCGCGGCGACGCCAUACGCGACCGGGCUGCUACUGGCCGCGGCGCUGCUGUGCGUCUCGGCGGGGCCGCUGCACGGCAGGCUGCGGGCCGACAGGAGGGUGAGGAUGGUGUAUGCAGGCGCGGGCGCGGGAGCCGCCGGGAAUGUGGGAGUCGCGGGUGUGGGCGGCAGCGGCGCCUCUGGCCAGCAGCAGCAGCAGCAGCAGCAGGAAAAGCAGGAGCAGGAGCAGGAGCCGGGGUCCUAUACAGGGGGCAGCGGCGGCGGCGGCGCACAAGGCGGGGAGGGGCCUCGCCAAGGCGACGGCUCGAGGGGGCCGCCGCCGGCCUCGGCGGCGGCGUGGGGGCGGCGGCGGGACGCCGGGCAUUCCGGUCGUCCGGUGGGGCACCCCCGCGGCGGCUCCGCCCCCUGGGGUCUGCGCCUGGUGCGCCGACCGCUGGCCGCCGCUGCGGCGGCCGCGGCGGCGCUCCCUCGCGUGCCGCGGGCUGUGCGGCGGCCGUGGCGCGCGGGCGCACCGGCAGCCGCGCAGGCGGGCGGUGCCGGCGUUCGUGCCUUGUAA
Monoraphidium neglectum is the source of this 554-nucleotide messenger RNA. RefSeq lists its product as hypothetical. Lineage: Eukaryota; Viridiplantae; Chlorophyta; Chlorophyceae; Sphaeropleales; Selenastraceae. The record is from RefSeq and is a predicted model, not a curated record. The transcript has a single exon. The annotation marks the transcript as partial.